Molecule: messenger RNA, 489 nt
Organism: Parastagonospora nodorum SN15
Lineage: Eukaryota; Fungi; Ascomycota; Dothideomycetes; Pleosporales; Phaeosphaeriaceae
Exons: 2
Coding region: 1-489 (162 amino acids)
Molecular function (GO): oxidoreductase activity
Source: RefSeq, a predicted model, not a curated record
AUGGCUGUGAACAACACAUUCGUCGCCUCCCUGCUGACUUUUGCACACAUACUGAGCCGGCUUUGCAUUCCACUUCUCGCAAGCGGAAAUUCGACAACGCAAUCUCCGGGAACAAUUAUCAACAUUUCGUCUACUCGCGCAUACCAGUCCGAGUCCGAUCACGAAGCAUACUCUGCUGCAAAAGCUGGACUUCUUGGGCUCACUCAGUCAAUGUCAAUUUCGCUCGGCCAUCGACACAACAUUAGAGUCAAUGCGAUUAUCCCUGGGUGGAUACAUGUCGCGAACGAGUGCAAAAAGGCCGACGAAGAAGCGGUGGAGUGGCAAGAAGGUUUAAGCAAAGAGGAUAUCAAAUGGCAUCCCGCGGGCCGGGUUGGCAAAGCGGACGAUAUCGCUAGGGCUGUAGACUAUCUUAUUGGCAGUGAUUUCGUGACUGGACAAGAGGUUGUUGUGGAUGGAGGUGUCGGAAGAAAGAUGGUUUACCCAGAAUGA